GCUUGAGAACGGAAAGUGGUUCUUUGGUCAACAUGUCGCUUCCAAUGGUUUUGGCUAUUGAUGAUGACACCAAAACUCGAAUUGGGUCGUCUCCAAAUGUGGGGUUGGUUGGUCCUAAUGGAGAUUUGGUCGGUAUUCUUCGGAGUAUUGAAAUAUCAAGCAUAACAAAGAAGAAAGAAUAGCUAGAACUUGGGGUACAACUACUCCAGGAUUGCCAUAUGUCGAGGAGGUUAUUACUCCAGCUGGAAAUUGGUUGGUUGGUGGAGAUUUGGAAGUGUUGAAUCCUAUCAAAUAUAAUGAUGGGCUUGAUCACUACAGGCUCUCACCUCAACAACUCCGGAAGGAAUUUGAUAGGCGUCAGGCUGAUGCAGUUUUUGCUUUCCAAUUAAGUAACCCUGUGCAUAAUGGGCAUGCUUUGUUAAUGAAUGACACACGCAAGCGACUUUUGGAAAUGGGAUACAAGAAUCCGAUUCUAUUACUGCAUCCUUUGGGAGGUUUCACAAAGGCAGAUGAUGUGCCCUUGGAUGUUCGGAUGGAGCAACAUAGCAAGGUCCUAGAAGACGGAAUUCUUGACCCUGAGACUACUAUUGUAGCCAUAUUUCCAUCACCUAUGCAUUAUGCUGGUCCAACUGAAGUGCAGUGGCAUGCCAAAGCAAGGAUAAAUGCAGGAGCCAAUUUUUACGUUGUUGGUCGUGACCCUGCAGGUAUGGGUCACCCGACUGAGAAGAGGGAUUUAUAUGACCCUGAUCAUGGGAAAAUAGUCUUAAGCAUGGCUCUUGGCCUGGAGAAGCUAAAUAUUUUGCCAUUCAGGGUGGCAGCCUACGACACCUUGGAAAAGAAGAUGGCAUUUUUUGAACCUUCACGUGCUAAAGAUUUCCUCUUCAUCUCCGGAACCAAGAUGCGAACUUAUGCAAGGACUGGUGAGAACCCCCCUGAUGGUUUUAUGUGCCCUGCGGGAUGGAAUGUCCUCGUCAAAUAUUAUGAGAGAUUGCAAGCUGAAGAGGCGUUGCAGCAGCAAGUCGUGUUGACUAGUUAAGAUCUAUACCAGAGUUUUGGACAGGUUAAUUUCUCUUCCUUUCGUUAUUUCUUCAUCUUUUGGGGAUAAACGGCAAGUUGCGGGAGGAUGUAAUAGUAGAGACUAUGGAGCACUAUUUCGUAGUAGCACCCAUAAGAUGCCCGAUUGAGAAUGAUCUGUGCUAAGUGUGCUUGUAAACUCCUCUUUGACUAUUGGUGUUGGGCUUCAUUUUCUAAGUAGGGCAUGGUUGAUAUGCAUGUAAUAUAUUUAAUUCCUUUA
Molecule: messenger RNA, 1294 nt
Organism: Quercus robur (English oak)
Lineage: Eukaryota; Viridiplantae; Streptophyta; Magnoliopsida; Fagales; Fagaceae
Product: ATP sulfurylase 2
Exons: 5
Coding region: 422-1036 (204 amino acids)
Biological process (GO): sulfate assimilation
Molecular function (GO): adenylylsulfate kinase activity; sulfate adenylyltransferase (ATP) activity
Source: RefSeq, a predicted model, not a curated record